This is a messenger RNA of Anguilla rostrata (American eel), 3009 nucleotides long. Its product is annotated as polyadenylate-binding protein 1A. Gene Ontology annotation, molecular function: poly(A) binding; poly(U) RNA binding; mRNA 3'-UTR binding. The coding region runs from base 715 to 2619 and encodes 634 amino acids. Gene Ontology annotation, cellular component: ribonucleoprotein complex; nucleus; cytosol. The record is from RefSeq and is a predicted model, not a curated record. Lineage: Eukaryota; Metazoa; Chordata; Actinopteri; Anguilliformes; Anguillidae. The transcript has 15 exons.
CAGCGUCCUUCCCCUAAACCCCGGCUGUUCGUGGCGUGUGUGAGCGUGUGUGCUCCUGAGCUUGCCUCGGCACACAUCUUAUUAUAAAAAAUUAAAAAAACAAAAAAAAUUACAAAAAACAAAAAUAAGAAAAAAUCUUUUUGUAACUAAACUCGGUGAAGCAAGAAUACGUAGACUGGACGAUACAACACGCAAAAACAACGAUAACCGAAUCAAAGCGACCUGGCUAGUUAGCUGGCUAACGUUACUAAGGGGAAGGCCUACCUGAAUUUUAGAAUUGCGUAAAGAUUUUAGCUAGUAAGAUAACUAGCAUCCUUGUAUCCUAGGUAUCCUUGUCAGACAGACCAAGACAGACCAAGACCAAGUCAACGUCAAGUUUUUAGAUUUUUAUUUUUGAAACUGAAUGCGGAUAGCAGACUAAUUACUACCAACCGCACGUUUGUGAGAAGCCGACAAUUUAAGGAAUUACUUUGCUGGCGAACAAAAAUUUUACCUGGGAAGAUAAGCUUGGCUGGCAAACAUUUGCCUACGCAUUGUGUGAAGUUAGCUUGAUAGAUAUAUAAUUAGCAUAUAGCCAAGUCUUGUAGUUUUGUCAUUUAGGGACCGAAUUUUGCAUGUCGGGUUGAUUCGUUUAUCUUUAAUUAAAACAAAAGUUACGCUAUUAUUACGGUACUAGUUGUCACUCUAAAUUUGUAACGGAACACGCAAGUGAAGAUGAAUCCAAGUGCUCCCAGUUACCCGAUGGCCUCCUUGUAUGUUGGGGAUCUUCACCAAGAUGUCACUGAAGCCAUGCUGUAUGAGAAAUUUAGCCCCGCCGGGCCCAUCUUGUCUAUCCGGGUGUGCAGAGAUAUGAUCACUCGGCGUUCUCUUGGAUAUGCCUAUGUCAAUUUUCAGCAGCCUGCCGAUGCCGAGCGUGCUCUGGACACCAUGAAUUUUGACGUAAUCAAGGGCAGGCCCGUCCGCAUCAUGUGGUCUCAGCGCGACCCGUCCCUGAGGAAGAGUGGAGUGGGCAACAUAUUCAUCAAGAAUCUCGACAAAUCAAUUGACAACAAGGCUCUCUAUGAUACCUUCUCUGCCUUUGGCAACAUCUUGUCCUGUAAGGUGGUUUGUGAUGAGAAUGGCUCAAAGGGCUAUGGCUUCGUGCACUUUGAGACCCAGGAGGCUGCCGAAAGAGCCAUUGAGAAAAUGAACGGCAUGUUGCUCAAUGACAGAAAAGUGUUUGUCGGUCGCUUCAAGUCUCGCAAAGAGCGUGAAGCCGAGCUCGGAGCCAGGGCCAAGGAGUUCACCAACGUCUACAUCAAAAACUUCGGUGAUGACAUGAAUGACGAGAAGCUGAAAGAAAUAUUUGGCAAAUACGGGCCGGCCCUGAGCAUCCGGGUCAUGAUGGACGAUAGCGGCAAAUCCAAGGGCUUCGGCUUCGUCAGCUUCGAGAGGCACGAAGACGCGCAGAAGGCCGUGGACGACAUGAACGGGAAGGAGAUGAACGGCAAGCUGGUGUACGUGGGCCGCGCCCAGAAGAAGGUGGAGCGGCAGACGGAGCUGAAGCGCAAGUUUGAGCAGAUGAAGCAGGACAGGAUGACCCGCUACCAGGGGGUCAACCUGUACGUGAAGAACCUGGACGACGGUCUCGACGACGAACGGCUGCGGAAGGAAUUCGCGCCCUUUGGAACGAUCACCAGUGCAAAGGUGAUGAUGGAGGGCGGCCGCAGCAAGGGCUUCGGCUUCGUCUGCUUCUCGUCGCCGGAGGAGGCCACCAAGGCGGUGACGGAGAUGAACGGGCGCAUCGUGGCCACCAAGCCGCUGUACGUGGCGCUGGCGCAGCGCAAGGAGGAGCGGCAGGCCCACCUGACCAACCAGUACAUGCAGCGCAUGGCCAGCGUCCGCGCCGUGCCCAACCCCGUCAUCAACCCCUACCAGCCCGCCCCGCCCUCCGGAUACUUCAUGGCCGCCAUCCCGCAGGCGCAGAAUCGAGCUGCGUACUACCCCACCAGCCAGCUGGCCCAGCUGAGACCCAGCCCCCGCUGGGCGACCCAGGGCGUGAGACCCCAGCAUUUCCAGAACAUGCCCAACGCCAUGCGGCCCUCUGCGCCCCGCCCCCAGACCUUCAGCAGCAUGAGACCCGCCGCCUCCCAGGUGCCCCGCAUGAUGACCUCCCAGCGAGUCGCCACCCAGGCCAUGGGGCCCCGCCCCUCCAGCGCCGCCGCCGCCGCGGCAGCCCCCGUGCGCGGCGUCCCUCAGUACAAGUACGCCGCCGGAGUGCGCAACCCCCAGCAGCACCUCAACACGCAGCCCCAGGUGGCCCUGCAGCAGCCCGCCGUCCACGUGCAGGGACAGGAGCCCCUCACCGCCUCCAUGCUGGCCGCUGCGCCUCCCCAGGAGCAGAAGCAGAUGCUCGGCGAACGGCUCUUCCCCCUCAUCCAGAACAUGCACCCCAGCCUGGCGGGGAAGAUCACCGGGAUGCUGCUGGAGAUCGACAACUCCGAGCUCCUGCACAUGCUGGAGUCGCCCGAGUCCCUGCGCUCCAAGGUGGAUGAAGCAGUCGCUGUGCUGCAGGCCCACCAGGCCAAAGAGGCCGCUCAGAAAUCCGUGACCAACGCCCCCGGCGUUCCAACUGUUUAAGGACCAGAUGACUCAACUUGCUUCACCGAGGAGAAAAAAAUUAAACAUCGAAAAAAGUUAAAACACUUAAAACAUUGCAAAAAGAAAGAAAACAGUCUCUAAAAAAAGGAAAGAAAUAUGAUUGAUUCAGCCAGGUCUAGAGAAGCUCAAACCUAGGCCUAGUUAAUAAAAUUAUAAAAAUGGAAAAAAAAAAUGAAAACGAUAAAAAAUGGAAGGUUGGAGAUAGAAAAAUGAUUCCAUUAAAUGAAAAAAUGAAAGCAUUCCUUUUUAUUCCUUUUACUGUGUGAAUGCCUGAAAUAUGGUGGGAGAGAAAGCGGUGAAAACCGAUAGCUCAGCAUUGAAGUAAUUUGGAUUGAAACCUGCUUGCUUUAAUAAAACUGUUAAAAAUGA